Messenger RNA from Didymosphaeria variabile, 681 nucleotides. RefSeq lists its product as uncharacterized. Bases 1 to 681 code for a protein of 226 amino acids. The record is from RefSeq and is a predicted model, not a curated record. Lineage: Eukaryota; Fungi; Ascomycota; Dothideomycetes; Pleosporales; Didymosphaeriaceae. The transcript has 2 exons.
AUGGACGACUGGCGCAAGCACCAGGCCUACUUGAUCGAUUUCAGGAGUCAGCAACAGGCGCCGAGCAAGGGCUCAUCGGCUACGCGUCCAAGUCAGAGUCGAACCACGACAUCGUCUUCGUAUACACUCAACCGGGAGUUUUCGAGGGACAGUCCAUCGGCCUCUUCAGAAAGUCCGACAUCACUAAUUUCUUCUGUAACGUCCUUCGGAGAAGAGGCCGAAGUUUGUCACAAUGCCCUUACCCUAGCAUUUAGUGAGCUUGUGUCUCUCAGGGGCGAGAUCCUGGGUCAAAGUGUGCGGCCGUACGACGCGCAAAAUCUGCCACCUGAACAGCUCGUCAGAAAGGCCAUGUAUGCUUUUGUACAGGGCACAGGAUCGCUUCUUUACAUGUGGACAUACGCGCAAGUAGACGAGAUUCUAGACCGCAUCUACAGACCGCAAAAGCCGGUCGAUGCUAUGACCCUCGCGGAGUGUUUCACUGUCGCAGCAAUGGGCGCCCAUUACGAUAUGGACUGCUUUCCUGAUCGGAUUCGACGCGUGCUGUACGCUUCUGGGACAUUAUGCUUCAAUGAGAAGACCGCGCGAACGGACUACUUGCGUACCAUGCGUCUUUUGUUAGCUACGGCGUUCUACGCCCUCUUAGAGAAGCACAUGAGCGCGCGAUAUGUGCUUGGUAAGUAG